Messenger RNA from Chanos chanos (milkfish), 1701 nucleotides. Its product is annotated as butyrophilin-like protein 2. The transcript has 10 exons. Lineage: Eukaryota; Metazoa; Chordata; Actinopteri; Gonorynchiformes; Chanidae. The coding region runs from base 1 to 1701 and encodes 566 amino acids. Gene Ontology annotation, biological process: T cell receptor signaling pathway; regulation of cytokine production. Gene Ontology annotation, cellular component: external side of plasma membrane. Gene Ontology annotation, molecular function: signaling receptor binding. The record is from RefSeq and is a predicted model, not a curated record.
AUGGCCUCCAAAGACAUGGAUCAGUUUCAGGUUGUUGGUCCAGAUGAUCCUCUUGUUGUUGGAGCUGGUGAAGAUGUGAUUCUGCCCUGUUCUCUCAAACCCAACAUCAGUGCUGUGGACAUGAGAGUGGAGUGGUUUAGACUCCAUACAUCAGACUCACUGGUGCAUUUAUAUGACAGUGGAGAUGAAAGUAAGGAUCAGAUUCAGUCUUACAGAGGGAGGACAUCCCUGUUUAAAGAGGAACUGCAGAAAGGCAACGCUUCAUUAAAACUCUCCAGAGUGAAGACCACUGAUGAAGGGGAAUACAGAUGUGUUGUCCGGUCUGAAAACUGGUUUGAUGAUGUUUUAUUCAGUGUCAGUGUUGCAGCUGUGGGGACCUACCCAGUGAUCUCUAUGGAGAGCUACAGUAUUGGUAAAGGACUCAGUCUACUGUGUGAGAUUAAAGGCUGGAACCCUGAACCUGAAGUUGUGUGGUUGGACAAUGAUGGAAACCUUCUCCCUGAUGAAGAUACAGAGACACUCAGAGACACAGAAAGUUUCCAUAUUAAAAAACAUGUCACUGUACAGGACAGUAACACCAACAGGUUCUUCUGCAGAGCAAUACUGAGAGAUCACAUGAAGGAGGCAGAGAUUGUCAUAUCAACUGAUGUGAUUCUGGAUCCUGAUACAGCUCAUCCAAACCUCAUCCUGUCUGAUGAUGGGAAAGAAGUGACACAUGGAGACACACCACAGGAUCUCCCUGACAACCCAAAGAGGAUUACCAACUGGUAUAGAAUGAAGGCUGUUUGUGUGUUUCUUCAUUUCACCUUUUUGUCCAGAUCAGAUCGCUUACAGGUUGUUGGUCCAGAUGGUCCUCUUGUUGUUGGAGCUGGUGAAGAUGUGAUUCUGCCCUGUUCUCUCAAACCCAACAUCAGUGCUGUGGAUAUGACAGUGCAGUGGUUUAGAGUCUAUACAUCAGACUCACUGGUGCAUUUAUAUGACAGUGGAGCUGAGAGAAAGGAUCUGAUUCAGUCUUACAGAGGAAGGACAUCACUAUUUAAAGAGGAACUACAGAAAGGCAACACUUCAUUAAAACUCUCCAGAGUGAAAGUCUCUGAUGAGGGAGAAUACAGAUGUGUUGUCCAGUCUGAAAAUUGGAUUGAUGAUAUUUCCUUCAGUGUCAGUGUUGCAGCUGUGGGGACCUACCCAGUGAUCUCUAUGGAGAGCUACAGUAUUGGUAAAGGACUCAGUCUAUUGUGUGAGAUUAAAGGCUGGAACCCUGAACCUGAAGUUGUGUGGUUGGACAAUGAUGGAAACCCUCUCCCUGAUGAAGAUACAGAGACACUCAGUGACCCAGAAAGAUUCCAUGUUAAAAAACGUGUCACUGUACAGGACAGUAACACCAACAGGUUCUACUGCAGAGCAAUACUGAGAGAUCACAUGAAGGAGGCAGAGAUUGUCAUAUCAAGGAGAUUUUACUAUGAGGUGCAGGUCAGGGGGAAGAGUAAAUGGGAUUUAGGAGUGGCCACAGAGUCCAUCAACAGAAAGGAAAAUAUUAAACUGUCACCUAAGAAUGGAUUCUGGACUGUGUGGCUGAGGAAUGGGAAUGAGAUCAAUCAGUUUGUGUUUCUUCAAGGCUGGGACUCUCUGUUGAGGCUCCAGAACAUUUCUCUUUACACAGUGGGCAGUAGUGGUGUGAACUGGUCUCCCAAUGUGUUCUGA